UUCCGUGGUACCCAGCUGUUAGCACGAUGGCGAGGAGGGCGUUUCUCUACGUGUCUCUCCAAGUCCUAGUUCUAGCCCUCGGGAUUGCCGGGCAUGCACGAGCAGUGGCAGCAGCCAGCAGGCGUCCCCCACCUCCUGACUUGUGGCCCACCUUUGAGGUCUUAGGAACAUGUAACCACUCAGGUGGAAUCAGCACCACAAUAUCGCCGAACUUCGUCGGCACCACGUGGCGAGGGUGGGGCACUUCGCUCGCGUGGUUCGCGAACUACGUCGGCGGCUUGCCACAACAGGAGCUGACGACGUUUCUCGACCUUCUCUUCGAGCCGAAAAACGGGCUUGGUCUCAACAUCGUGCGUUACAACAUCGGAGGGGGGCACAACAAGGCUCUUAGCCCGCAGUUUUACAAGAAGCAGGAAUCAGAUUGGCGGGGAAUGCCGGGUUUCAAGCCGACGAAGAACGGGCCGUACGAUUGGAGCGCGGACGAACGGCAGCGGAACGUGCUGCAGGGAGCGAAGGAGAGAGGCGCGAAUGUGUUCGAGGCGUUUUCCAACAGCCCGCCCUGGUGGAUGACUGUAUCGGGUGACGUGGCGGGCGGGCGCCACAAAAGGGAAACAAAUCUGCGAACCGAGUACGAGGGCGCUUUCGCGGACUAUCUGACGACCGUCGUGGCUGAGUUCGCGACAAGGUGGGGGGUAACAUUCGAUUCGUUAGAGCCGUUUAACGAAGCGCUAGAGGGGUUUUGGCUGGCGGGGACGGACCACGAAGGCUGCUCGUUCAAUCCACCCGAAAUGGGCCGUGUUAUCAAGUACACUUCAGACUCGUUAAAGGCUAAGGGGCUAAAAACGAAACUGGUUGGCGUGGAUAGUUGGUACGGAGACACGGCAUCAAUGCCUGGCAUAGCCAAUCAUGAGCUACUAACGCGGAUAAACGUCCACUCGUACGUGAAUAGGUACGACAACGGGAACGCAGCUGCAUCUUACGAGCAGAAAUUCGGCUACAUCCGCGACACGGCGAAGCUGCUCGGAAAGGAGGUCUGGGUAAGCGAAGCAGGGCCGAUCAGCAAAGCUGGCAGCUUCUGGGAUCUUUCGCUGUAUGUGGCUCGAAACGUUAUCGAGAGCGUUAACAUCAUGGAGGCUUCGGCGUACGUGAUCUGGCAAGCGUACGAUCUGGGCGCGCACUGGUCUUUCAUCCGCUUCCCGUCGUACUAUCGUCCGCCGUACGACGGCAGAAUGAAACAGCCCAAGUCGAACAAGAGGUUCUGGCUGUUCAAGCAUUUCACUAUGUUAGCCAAACCUGGGUCCAAGCCGAUCAGAGUCGGCGCCCGCUGCUUUCACGGCAUGAGUGCGUUCUACAACCCCGGCGACGCGCAAAUCACGGUGUUCAUAGUGAAUCAGCAGGCUGACGACCGACGAGUGACUCUUAAUCUCGAGGGGUUUAAGACUAACGUGGGAGGAAGCACCACAGUGGUUGUAAGGAGGACGUCUGCAUUUACGAAUUUCAGCAAGAGGGUCUACACGCGCUUCAAGGGGGGAGCGAGGCUCACGGUGUGGGGACAGACCUUCGUUUCUGUCACCUUCACUAACGUGUCGACCUAGAGGCUGGUCCUGCAUUUGAGGCCCCCCUCACUAAGGUGUCCAUAGCAGCUUGGGUGCCUACGCUGCCUAGCUGUCUUCUUGGUUUUCAGCUUCGACCAAGGGUUUGCCAUUAGGAACUGCCUACAGACUGUCUUCUGAAAGUUGGCUUAUCAAAGUACGGUGAUGAGAAUUUUCGUAUGGAAAUUUUGGGUUAUCAUUCCGAGUAGUAGUAUGGAAUUGGAAGUUUUAGUAGAAUUGUGAAACAUGGAAAUGGACAGGUGAUG
Messenger RNA from Closterium sp. NIES-67, 1858 nucleotides. The record is from the annotation of a GenBank genome assembly. NCBI's taxonomy places the organism in Eukaryota, Viridiplantae, Streptophyta, Zygnematophyceae, Desmidiales, Closteriaceae.